AUGGAUGCAGAUAAGGUGAUGUUUGAAGAUAUUCGUCUGCACGUGAGUAAAGUCAAAGUCAACCCUGCCGUCAUAUAUGCUCAGAGCCAAGCUCUCCAGCAGACCAAUGCCAAAUAUCCAUUUACUCAGACUCUCAUCAAGCAGAUGACCAUUCAAGCAGGUUCUACCUAUGACAAUAUAUUUCAGGGCAAGAGACCGAAUUUAGUCGUAGUUAGAUUUGUAAAUGCUAUCAGCGUAUCAGGUAGCUACGAGCAAAACCCCUGGUUCUUUCAGUCCUAUGCCAUUUCAUCUAUUGGACUCUACGUAGAUGGUAUACCCGUCGGAGGUAAUCCCCUGAAGCUAAAAUAUAGUGAAAAUGGUGGACAGACCGUCAAUCCUGUACUGAGGAGUAUGCUACAAUCUACAGGAAAAUGUUUGAGUGAUACAGGGUUGAAUUUAGAGAGAGACGAUAUUGGACAGGGCUAUUCCCUUUACACCUUUGACCUAGAACCAGCAUUCAGAACGAGUCAAUAUCUUUCCUUGAUCAAACAAGAAAACGUCAGGUUAGAGACUAAGUUUGGGUCUGCGUUAACGGAAGCCGGUUCCUGCAUCAUCUACUGCGAAUAUCCUGGUUACUUUGAAAUCAAUACUGCGAGAGACGUUGUAUCGCCAUGA
Messenger RNA from Mizuhopecten yessoensis (Yesso scallop), 654 nucleotides. RefSeq lists its product as uncharacterized. The transcript has a single exon. The record is from RefSeq and is a predicted model, not a curated record. The coding region runs from base 1 to 654 and encodes 217 amino acids. Lineage: Eukaryota; Metazoa; Mollusca; Bivalvia; Pectinida; Pectinidae.